Messenger RNA from Rosa rugosa (rugosa rose), 438 nucleotides. RefSeq lists its product as uncharacterized. The record is from RefSeq and is a predicted model, not a curated record. Bases 9 to 308 code for a protein of 99 amino acids. The transcript has a single exon. NCBI's taxonomy places the organism in Eukaryota, Viridiplantae, Streptophyta, Magnoliopsida, Rosales, Rosaceae.
UGUCUGCAAUGAAAAUCUUCAAUCGUUUCCGAAAAAUUAUAAUGAAACUUCUGUUUUCCAUCCCCUCACCAUCAGCAACUACACAGCAUGGAAUGAGUAGCAGUACUCCCAGGAAAAGAAACAGCACUAGCUGUGACAGAUUUGAGCCCCCAAAGACUUCAUGCAGUUCGUAUUACUCUUCUCAUUCGCAUUACAACGAGGCCAUCUCUGACUGCAUCGAGUUCUUUAACAAGUCUAGCCAAGAGGAUCAUGAAGCCGGAGGGAUGAUUUCGGAUGAUCCAGAUCAGUCCGGCUGCCAUAUGGUUUGAUAUACAUACAUGCGCGCUUCACGUACAUUUUGGAUUAUUCUGUUUUGCUUCACUUUUAUUCUCAAUACAGGUGUGAUCUUUGCUCUUUUUUUUUGUUUCAACUUUCAAGCGCAUGUAUAUUAUACAUGUG